Molecule: messenger RNA, 1720 nt
Organism: Brassicogethes aeneus
Lineage: Eukaryota; Metazoa; Arthropoda; Insecta; Coleoptera; Nitidulidae
Source: the annotation of a GenBank genome assembly
UAUUAGUCAAUCUCAAAUUCUUGUUACAUUUUUAGUACCUACCCGGUAUAUUUUGUUAUAUUUUUAAAACUCUGUAAAAAUGAACAAAAACAUAAUUACAACUGAAGAUGUUAUUCUCCCCAAUAAUAUUCCAGGAAUUGGAUAUUAUUAUUUUAACAAAAUGAAAGAAUAUGCUUUACAAAAUAAAAUAGCACAGAUUGUAGAAAAAACUGACGAAAAGGAUCCUUACGAAUCAUUGUUAAAAAGAUGCAUAAGAACAUCAAUAUUUUUACAAAACAUUGGGAUUAAAAAGGACGAUGUUAUAGCAAUUAUUGGGCCAAAACAUGUACAUAGUGUUGUUUCUUUUAUUUCUGGUCAUUUUAUUGGAGCCAUUCCAACUUGCGUGGCAUAUGACUACCCAGAAAAUAAUAUUAAAAGCAUACUAAAAAGUAUAAAGCCAAAGAUAAUUUUUACGGAUUCCAAGUGUUUAACAUUUUUAAAAGAAUAUUUACAUGAUAUAAGUUUAAGUGUAAAAUUUAUUGUUUUUGAUGAUUGUGUAGAAGGCUUUAGUUUUUCCGAUAUAGUCAAACUUCAAUCUGAUGAAGAAAACUUUGAACCAGUAAAAAUAGACAACAUAAAAAAUACAGCUAUAUUAUAUUUUAGUAGUGGUUCCACUGGAUUACCAAAACCUAUUUGUAUAAGUCAUUAUGCUAUGUUGGCGUCAGUUAUUGACUCUUAUCCGGAUGACCCUGAUAUGCAAGUUUUAGCUCAUUUAAAAAAACAAUAUUCAAAUGGAUGUCGGUACUUAGACUAUCAACCUCUUCACUGGAUAUCUUCACAAUUAACCCAGUGGAUUCAUAAAGGAAGUACUCGUAUUGUAGUUGACAAAUUUGAGGGCGUUAAAUUCUGGGAAAUUGUUAAUAAAUAUAAAGCUAACUCUACAUUCAUAGCACCAAAUUGUCUAAUUGAAUUAAGCAAAUGUCCGAAACCAGAACACCUUAACGUAGAUAGUCUGUGUUUAAUACUGGUAGGUGGUUUUCACGCAAUGGCAGAAUGUAUGGUUGCUGUUAGAAAAAUGGUUCAUCCAUUAUCUACUGUAAUGUCAAGAUAUGGUCAAACUGAAUUCAACGGUGGUACCAUUUUAUAUGAAAUCCGUGAUAAAACACAACGAAAAUACAUGCAUGAAAAACUUAAUUCUGUUGGUAUGGUUACCAAAGGACUUAGUGUUAAGAUAGUUGAUCUGGACACAAACGAAAUUUUAGGUCCAAACAAAAGCGGUGAAAUUUUGAUGAAAGGUGAAAAAUGCUUUAAUGGUUAUUAUAAAAUGGAUUCAAAGGAUUGUUUUGAUGAAGACGGUUAUUUUAGAACAGGGGAUAUUGGUUACUACGAUGAAGAUAAAUGUUUUUACAUCGUCGAUAGAUUGAAAGGAAUAUUUAAAUACAGUAAAUUUCCCAAAAUUGCUUCAUUAGACAUUGAAAAAAUCGUUAUGAAACACCCUGCCGUUAAACGUGCUGCUGUUUUUGGUUACCCGCAUCCAAUAGAUAAAAAUCAUGCCACUGCUGUAGUUGUUUUAGAAGAAAAUGCAAAAGCCACUUCAGAGGAAAUAAGAAAUUUUGUUGACUCCCAAGUAGAGGAUUACAAAAGGCUCAGAGGUGGUUUAAAAAUUGUAAAAGAACUACCUUUAACUCUAACUGGUAAAAUAAAAAGUGGAGAUCUAAAAGCUUUAGUAGAUGAAUAUUAA